AAAAUUAAAUUAAAAUUAAAAAAAAAAAAAAAAAAUCUCAUUUCUUCCCUCUCUUCUCCAGAAUCUUCUUCUUCUUCUUUUACUACACUUAGGGUUUUCACUUCUCCGUUAUCGCUCGUCGGAGUAACGAUAGCCGUCGGAUCUAGCCGAUGGCGGAAGAAGAUGAAAGGAACGGUUGUGAUGAGAGUAGUGAAACGAGUGAUUACACAUCAGAAGAUGAAGGUACUGAAGAUUAUAGACGUGGAGGUUAUCACGCCGUUCGAAUUGGUGAUACAUUUAAACAUGGAAGAUAUGUAGUACAAAGUAAACUUGGUUGGGGACAUUUUUCUACUGUUUGGCUUGCUUGGGAUACACAAAAAUCUAGAUAUGUUGCUCUAAAAGUUCAAAAGAGUGCUCAGCAUUAUACAGAAGCGGCUAUGGAUGAGAUUACUAUAUUAAAGCAGAUUGCAGAGGGAGAUCCAGAUGAUAAGAAGUGUGUGGUGAAGCUAUUGGAUCAUUUUAAGCAUUCCGGGCCGAAUGGACAGCAUGUUUGUAUGGUAUUCGAAUACUUGGGAGAUAAUCUUUUGACUGUAAUUAAGUACUCAGACUAUCGAGGGCUAGCGAUUCAUAAGGUUAAAGAAAUUUGCUUCCACAUUUUAGUGGGUUUGGAUUAUUUACAUCGUCAGCUUUCUAUUAUUCACACGGACUUGAAGCCGGAAAAUAUUUUGCUAUUAUCAAUGAUUGAUCAAAGUAAAGAUCCGACAAAGUCAGGCGCUACCCUCAUUCUCCCUUCUAGUAAAAGUAAAAUUCUCUCUGAAUCUGGGGCUUCCAAUGAAAUAAAGAGUUCAAAUGGCGACCUGACUAAGAACCAGAAAAAGAAAAUACGGAAAAAGGCUAAGCGAGCAGCUCAAAGAUGUACGGGCAAGGAAGCUUCUGAAGAAACGGAACAAGAUAAUGAAGCCAGUAGUCCUGAAAAGUCUAACCCUGAUGAGAAACCUAAUAAAGACUCAGUUGAAGGAAAGACUAAUACCAAAGCAAGUGAAGGUGGCUCAACGAUGGAUGAAGCAAGAGAUGGACAGCAGAAAAAUCAAAGACCUAAAAGAGGCAGCCGAACCAUGAGGCAGAAACUAUUGGCUGAUGUGGACCUUAAGUGCAAAUUAGUCGACUUUGGUAAUGCAUGCUGGACGUAUAAGCAAUUUACAAGUGAUAUCCAGACAAGACAGUAUAGAUGUCCUGAGGUUAUCCUAGGCUCUAAAUAUUCUACUUCAGCUGAUCUUUGGUCCUUUGCUUGCAUUUGCUUUGAGCUUGCCACUGGUGAUGUUCUUUUCGAUCCUCACAGUGGUGACAACUAUGACAGGGACGAGGAUCACUUGGCCCUCAUGAUGGAGCUUCUUGGAAUGAUGCCACGCAAGAUUGCCUUAGGUGGGCGCUAUUCGCGGGAAUUCUUCAACCGAUAUGGAGAUUUGAGGCAUAUCAGACGAUUGCGGUUCUGGCCUAUGAGUAAAGUGCUUAGGGAAAAGUAUGAGUUCAGUGAACAAGAUGCUAAUGAGAUGGCAGACUUCCUUGUUCAAAUACUUGAUUUUGUGCCUGAGAAAAGACCUACUGCAGCUCAAUGUCUCAGUCAUCCGUGGAUCACUGGAGGCCCUCGGGAUCUUGCUCCUUCUACAACUAAUUCUAUAUCCCAAGCAACUGAAAACGGUGGCUCGGAGAAGAAGAGGGAGAAGGAUGAGAGGGAGGCAAUGGAAGUAGGAGUAGGCAAUAUUGUGAUUGAUGGAACCACAAAGCCUGUCAAAGUUUCUCAAUCCGUAAAUCCAGCGAAGCAGAGUUGACUGAUUCAGGUUGUGGUCCUUUUUUUCCAUCUUGAUUUAACCAUUUUUUUGCCCCUUAUGAAAGUUUGCAAGUGGAUGGUGUACUUUUGGUUCCCUGCAUACCUAUUUCAUUUGCCUCUUCAUUCUUUCAAGAUGAUCACUAAUGUAUCGUUGUUGAAGCAUUUUUAGAUUUUGCGUACGAUGUAUUAUUGAGUAAUGUACCACAGUAUUCUUUGCGGGAGUUGAAUAUCCUGUCCUUUCUUUUGCCUUCUUGACAAAGCUAGUCUUGAAUCUUUGAUUGCCUGUAUUUCGUUAUAGAAAGUGUGCAGUAGCAGCAGUUUGGAUUUAAUUUUAACGAGGGAAGCUGAAUUUUAUGGUUGAAGGCUUUCACAGACA
Lycium ferocissimum is the source of this 2183-nucleotide messenger RNA. RefSeq lists its product as uncharacterized. The record is from RefSeq and is a predicted model, not a curated record. Gene Ontology annotation, biological process: regulation of mRNA processing; protein phosphorylation; spliceosomal complex assembly. The transcript is spliced from 4 exons. Lineage: Eukaryota; Viridiplantae; Streptophyta; Magnoliopsida; Solanales; Solanaceae. The coding region runs from base 150 to 1808 and encodes 552 amino acids. Gene Ontology annotation, molecular function: ATP binding; protein kinase activity.